Messenger RNA from Diabrotica balteata, 2113 nucleotides. NCBI's taxonomy places the organism in Eukaryota, Metazoa, Arthropoda, Insecta, Coleoptera, Chrysomelidae. The record is from the annotation of a GenBank genome assembly.
GUGACAUCUUCUACUUCUAGGUUAUGUUAUGGCAAUAACCUUAGAUAAUUUGAAUAACAAUGUUUAGUACUUUAAGGAAAUGCAAAAAUCGUAAACUCUUUACUAAACUUUAUUACACAAGGCAUUUUUCCACCGAAAAACACUAUGAUGUUAUCAUCGUGGGGGGAGGUCAUGCGGGUAGUGAAGCAUGCAGUGCCGCCGCAAGAAUGGGGGCUCAGACGCUACUUAUUACUCAUAAAAGAAGCACGGUAGGUGAGAUGUCUUGCAAUCCCUCUUUUGGAGGAAUCGGCAAGGGCCAUUUGAUGAGAGAAGUUGAUGCAUUAGAUGGUGUUUGUGGGAGAAUCUGUGAUAUAUCAGGAAUACAAUAUAAAGUUCUCAAUAGGAGUAAGGGUCCAGCUGUUUGGGGUUACAGAGCCCAAAUCGAUAGAGAUUUAUACAGACAAAACAUGCAAACAGAACUGUUUGCCAACACUUCUAAUUUAGAUGUUCUCGAAGCACCGGUAGAAGAUUUAAUAGUUGACAGUCCAACUACAAAUUCCAAUGGGCAAAGUUGUAUAGAAUGCAAAGGUGUUAUUUUAAAAAAUGGUACAAAAGUACAUUCAAAGAGUGUGGUUAUAACAACAGGGACCUUCUUGAAUGGACAAAUAAAUAUGGGUUUAAAAGUUUAUCCAGCAGGUAGAAUAGGAGACGAACCAGCUAUAGGAUUAGCAAAGACAUUAGAAUCUUUGAAAUUGAGGAUGGGCAGAUUGAAAACAGGAACUCCACCCAGAUUAAAAGCAGAUACAAUAAACUAUGGUGUUUGUGAUGUACAGUAUGGGGAUAAUCCACCACUUCCAUUUUCAUUCAUGAAUGACAAAGUGUGGAUAAAGCCUGAAGAUCAAUUAAAGUGCUAUCUAACAAAAACAACAUUGGGCAUAGAAAAAAUCGUUAGGGAUAAUCUUCAUGUAAAUAGACACGUCAUGGAAGAGAUCUCAGGCCCGAGAUAUUGCCCUAGUAUAGAAUCCAAAGUUCUCAAGUUUUCAGGAAGGGAACACCAAGUUUGGUUGGAACCUGAGGGCCUCACUAGUGACAUAAUCUAUCCAAAUGGUCUGUCUUGUACAUUACCGGAGGAGUUCCAGUGGGAUCUCAUCAGAAAUAUAAGAGGUCUGGAAAAUGCCGUUAUUGUAAGACCGGGUUAUGGGGUGGAAUAUGAUUUUGUAGAUCCAAGGGAAUUGAUGCCCAGUCUGGAAGUCAAACGAGUAGGGGGCUUGUUUUUAGCCGGUCAAAUAAACGGCACCACCGGAUAUGAAGAAGCUGCUGCUCAGGGUGUUUUAGCUGGGAUAAAUGCCGGGGCAAAGGCAUUAAAGAGAGAUCCUCUGAUAGUAAGUCGCACAGAAGGCUAUCUAGGUGUAAUGAUUGAUGACCUAACAACUCUAGGCACCACAGAACCCUAUCGAAUGUUCACCAGUCGAGCCGAAUUCCGUCUUACGCUGCGGCCGGACAACGCAGAUAACAGAUUAACCCCCAAAGGGUACACUAUGGGUUGCGUCAGUCGACAGAGGUACGAAAAAACGCUUAAAGUACAGGAACAACUUCGAGACGGCAUUCAGUUGUUGAAAGAAGUUUCCAAAACGUCUCACCAAUGGAGGAAUCUAUUACGACUGUCGCCCAGCAAGAGCCAUUUACAAAAGAGCGCUUUUAGUAUGAUAGACCCAAAUAGAGAAAAAAUAACUAUCAGCCUGUUAGCAUCAGUGGCGCCAGAACUUCAACCACUAACCGCAGAUAGUACUUUAGAAAAUAGACUUCAUAUUGAAGCCAUGUACGAAGCCGCUGCUCAAGAACAAGCUGAAGAGGUGCGGGAAGUACAAGAGAAUGAAUCUCUGGUGAUACCAAGGAGUAUGGAUUAUACGUUAGAAAGUCUGAACCUUAGUUUUGAGGAAAGAGAAAAGUUGUUGAUCGUACAACCGCAAACGAUUGCUGCCGCUAGUAGAAUACCUGGAGUUACACCCUCAUCUUUGUUUAGGCUACUGAGAUUCGUGAAACAAAAUGUUAACUGUGUAAAUGUAUAACAACAAUGUGAAAUAUGUGUUAAAUAAUGUUAAAUCAUAAAAAAUAUUAAUAAACGGUAUUUCAC